This is a messenger RNA of Triticum turgidum subsp. durum (durum wheat), 1500 nucleotides long. NCBI's taxonomy places the organism in Eukaryota, Viridiplantae, Streptophyta, Magnoliopsida, Poales, Poaceae. The record is from the annotation of a GenBank genome assembly.
AUGGAGCUAACCGGAGCCACCGUAUUCUUGAUUUCUCUCGCCUCAGUGGUGAUUCUAGCUUCCUUGCUGAGCCGCAAACUAGCACCAAGUUCCAAGAACAGGCGGCCUCCUGGCCCAUGGCGUCUGCCCUUGAUCGGAAACCUCCACCAGAUCGUCGGCUCCCAGCCGCCGAUCGUCCUCCGGGACAUGGCCAAGAAGCACGGGCCGGUGAUGUACCUUCGCCUGGGCCAGGUCGACACGGUCGUGGUCUCCUCGCCGUUGGCGGCAGAGGAGGUGCUGCGGGAAAAGGACCUCUCCUUCGCGUCACGGCCCAACCUUCUGGUCGCCGAGAUCAGCUUCUACGGGAACACCGACAUCGCCAUGACCCCAUACGGCGCGUACUGGCGGACCUUGCGCAAGAUCUGCACCGUGGAGCUCCUCAGCGAGCGGAAGGUGAGGCAAUUUUCACCGGUGAGGGACAACGAGACCAUGUCCCUUGUUAGCAACGUCGGCGAAGCUUGCUCGGGUGGCAAGCCAUUCAACCUCGGCAGGCUGAUCAUAUCGUGCUCGAAUUGCAUAAUCGCGAAGGCGGCGUUCGGAGACAAGUGCAGCUCCGAGCUCCAGGAGCAAUUUCUGUCGGCCAUGGAAGUGGUGCUCAAGCUCAGCGGGGCGCUCUGCAUCGGGGACCUCUUCCCUUCACUGCGGUUCGUCGACGUGCUCACCGGGCUCACUGGCAGGAUAUGGCGAGCCCGCCGGCAGCAGGACGAGGCCCUGGACAAGAUGAUCUCUCAGUCCAAGAUGCGGCCAGGUGAUCACCUUCUCGGUAUUUUGCUUAGGAUCAGGGACGAGGGGGAUCUUGACUUCCCCAUGGAAAUGGAUAACGUCAAGGCAAUCAUAAUGGAUAUGUUCACGGCCGGGACCGAGACAACAUCAUCAGCAGCCGAGUGGGCCAUGUCGGAGCUCAUGAGGAACCCUGAGGUGAUGGCCAAGGCACAGGCUGAGGUGCGACGAACAUUCCACGAUAAGAACACAGAAGAUCAUGAGGAACACGUGGCGGAGCUACACUACACAAAGAUGGUAAUCAAAGAGGCCCUGAGGCUAUAUCCAGUGGUGCCUAUGUUAAUUCCCCAUGUCUGCCGAGAGACCUGUGAACUUGGCGGGUUUCAGGUCACCAAGGGUACGAGGGUCAUGGUAAAUACGUGGGCGUUGGGUAGGAACCCCGAGUACUGGCAUGAGCCGGAGGAGUUCCGACCGGAGAGGUUCAAGGACGACACGGCGAACAACCAAAGCCUGCGGUUCGACUACUUGCCAUUCGGGGGAGGAAGGAGGAAAUGCCCUGGCGAUACCUUUGGUCUGGCCACGUUGCACCUCAUGGUGGCACGGCUUCUAUACUAUUUCGACUGGAGCCUCCCUGCCGGUGUGAAGCCGAGUGAGCUGGACAUGGAAAUGAGGGUUGGCAUGACCUUAAGGAGAAAGAACCAGCUGCACCUAGUGGCAACACCGUAUAAGGCAUGCAGUUGA